AUGCAGCAAAAUAAACAAAUUGGGAGUGGAAUUGGAUCUUAUUCAGCCUUCAAGGAUGUUGAGGUACAGAACCAGAUUCAAUCUUUGUCAUAUAAGCAACAGUGGAUUGCAAAAGCGACCAGAGUUCCACCUAGAAAAGUUCAUACAACCGACAUUUCCAGGAUAAAAAACAGGCUUUUUGCCUUUAAUCAAAGGAACUGUGCAUUAUCAAUUGGAACUAUGGUUGGGAGUUGUAGACAUAUUUGUUCUUGGGCAAAGCUUCUUGGAUUAACUGUUUCUUCAUUUCUUUUUAUAUGGACAUUGUGCUCUUUUUCAAUUAUAAAGUAUUUGAAGGGAGACCAAAAUAUUGAAUACUUUUAUACAAAUCUACUUUGUUUAGUAAUAUCGCUAAUCUCUCUUUCCAUGUUAUCUACCUCCCUAAUUAUUCCAAGAAUAACUACAAUCAAUUUAAAUUCGAUGGAAACCUCAUUGUUAGCAAGUUCGGGUGUAGCAACUCGCAAUCUAAUUUCAUACAAAACAUUAUCAACAAUUUAUUUGAUUGUAUCUCUAUUGUCCAUUUUCCCAGCAUCAAUGCUCCAAAUGGAUUCAUAUAACUUCACGACUACAAUACUUUCAGCGAUACUUGCUGCUCACCUUGCACCUUCAUUUUUGUUCUAUAUUGCUCAUUUACGUCGUGAAGAUGGUUAUAAUGAUGAUAGGAACAUUCAUACGCCACUAUAA
Molecule: messenger RNA, 720 nt
Organism: Cryptosporidium ubiquitum
Lineage: Eukaryota; Apicomplexa; Conoidasida; Eucoccidiorida; Cryptosporidiidae
Exons: 1
Coding region: 1-720 (239 amino acids)
Source: RefSeq, a predicted model, not a curated record